CGCGUUUGCGCGUCCGUCGAGCCUGAGACUAUUAGGCUUUCGAAUGAAUGCGAUCACCGUGUAUAAAUAUUUAUUUUUAGGAUAAAAAUAUAUUUUUAUAAGCGUUUAUUUUAUCGCAGCUUAUUUUAGAUAUAUCAUAUUGAUAGAUUUACAAGACGGUUUGUAAAUUGUCGGCAUAUAAUGGGGAUGUCACUUACGUGAAAUUUUGAUUAUGAAAAAAAGACGUGAUUUUCUUAGCAUCUUUUAAUUAAAUCAAAAUCAUAAUUGCGAAACGAUAAUACUGAAGUAUAUGUAGAAAAACAUAUAUAUAAAAAUGGAGCCGGUAAACGAAAACAAGCUCGAUGAGAUUUAUGCGUGGAUAGAUCAGAUUACAUUUUCAAGACCGAAGAAAAAUAUAUCGAGAGAUUUUUCGGACGGAGUAUUUAUGGCCGAAUUAUUGAAACGAUAUUAUCCCAAGCACGUUGACGUGCACAAUUAUGUGCCUGGCAAUAGUGUAGCAAAGAAGAUCGAUAAUUGGAACAUAUUAAAUAGAAAAGUUCUUUCUAAAAUUGAUAUGAAACUUGGAAAAGAUGUAAUCAAUCAAUUGGCAAAUUCACAAUUAGGCAUUAUUGAGAAGGUUUUGAUAGAUGUGCGAGCGAAAAUUUUAAAAGAUUGUAAUGCAGAUGGAGAUUCAUUAUAUUCUGAUUAUGAAGAAAAUGGAAGAGGUGAAAACGCUAAACCUAUUUUAAAUCCUGAAGAAAUUGUUAAUAGAACAGUACCACGUCAUACUUUCAUCAAACUUAAGCAAGAAUUGCAAGAAAGGAAUGAAACUAUCAACGCACUUCAUAAAAAAAUUUCACACUUGGAAAGUUUGAUCAAAUUAAAGGAUCAAAGAAUAGUAGAUCUUACGGCACAAAUUACAAGACCAAUGGCACAUACAUAGAUU
Vespa crabro (European hornet) is the source of this 925-nucleotide messenger RNA. RefSeq names its product sperm flagellar protein 1-like. Gene Ontology annotation, biological process: regulation of cytoskeleton organization. The record is from RefSeq and is a predicted model, not a curated record. Gene Ontology annotation, molecular function: microtubule binding. NCBI's taxonomy places the organism in Eukaryota, Metazoa, Arthropoda, Insecta, Hymenoptera, Vespidae. The transcript has 4 exons. Bases 314 to 922 code for a protein of 202 amino acids. Gene Ontology annotation, cellular component: axoneme.